AUGCGCAAACAGAAGAUCUGCUUCAUUCGUCAUGGCGUUGCAAAACACAAUCUAAGGGAUCCAAGAACCAAUCAGUCUCCAAACUUGGAGGAUCCUUCACUCUUUGAUCCCCCUCUUGUGUACGACGGCAAGCAACAAGCCCUGCAAGCAGGUGAGAGAUUCAAGAUGUGGUGGAAGACGACCCAACUCGGUGAACAAAUCGAGUUGAUCAUUGCAUCUCCCCUUACGCGAUGCAUUCAAACAUCAAUGAUUGCAUUUCCACCAGGCGACUGCUAUGCUUCCAACGAUGGCGCAUCCAAGGAACCUAGGAGGAUAUGUACAGAGCUAGUUCGAGAAGCCUAUGGUAUGCAUUAUCCUGACAAAAGGAGAGUCAAAUCGAUAUUGCAAAAAUACUGGCCAGGACUGGAAUUAGAUCCAGGAAUGACAGAAGCGGAUGAAGCUUGGAGCCCAACAUCUCGCGAAUCCAUCGCUGAUCUCCAAGGGCGUAUUUCUCUAUUCCUUGACUACGUAGCAAAGCUGCCGCAAACCAAUAUUGUUGUCGUCAGCCACGGAGUCUUCGUUGAGGCAUUACUGCAUGCACACUGUCCCGAGGCCUUGCCGAACGGGCGGCGAGUGUACAAUUGUGACACGAUCAUUGGUGAUUGCCUUUCCGAGAAUGGAGUUUACAAAGGACUCCAGGGGAUGCGACUUUUGACCUAA
Messenger RNA from Cylindrotheca closterium, 699 nucleotides. The record is from the annotation of a GenBank genome assembly. Lineage: Eukaryota; Bacillariophyta; Bacillariophyceae; Bacillariales; Bacillariaceae.